GGCCUGUUUUUUAAUAAAAUCAACCAAAUUGUGGAAAUAGGCCAGUGGCGGCAGCUUCUUGCCCUCUUCCUCCAUUGACUUGCCGAUGCAGAUCGAGGGGCGAGGCUGCCGUCGUCGUCCCGGGCUCUCUGUGCGCGUACGCGGAAGAGUGAGGAAGCUCUAGUCCACUCAUACAGCCUUUACGGUUCAGAUUUUGUUCGUCCCAGAUUGAGCGUCCUUUGGCCUUGAAUCCAUGUAUGCAUACAUUAAUUGUGAGGAGAUAGUAUGAUUCUUCAGCGCAGGCUGCGUGUGGCGGCCGCGGGCUGUUUCCAUCUCAAGCAAGCAACCACCCAUAGCAUUCCUAUCACUGUGCUUGGUUGCGCAUGGAUUACCAAGGGGACAAUCUUAGAGAUUUCUUUCAAACUAAUGGGCGUAAGGUGCUUCAGAGAGCGGAAAACAACUAUAGCUUGAAAUAUUUUACAGAAAAUGAGAUACGAAACAUAACUGAUGGGUAUAAGUCUGUUCUGGGAAGAGGGGCAUUUGGUGAGGUCUACAAAGGAACGCUAGAAGACCAAUCCUCAGUUGCAGUAAAGAGAUAUAUACAUGGGACCCACAAAGAGGUGUUUGCCAAGGAAGUCAUAGUGCACUCUCAAAUAAACCACAAGAAUGUUGUCAGACUCUUGGGCUGCUGCACAGAAGAAAAUGCUCUAAUGAUUGUCAUGGAGUUUAUCUCCAAUGGGAACCUCGACAGCAUACUUCAUGGCAACAGAGGUAAUGGUCGGGUUCCCUUCCCUCUGAAGAAAAGGAUAGAAAUUGCCAUUGAGGUUGCUGAAGUAUUAUGGUGCAUGCAUUCGAUGUAUAGUCCUGUUCUUCAUGGUGACAUCAAACCUGCUAACAUACUGCUAGAUGAAAAUUUUCAGCCAAAGAUAUCAGAUUUUGGAAUUGCAAGACUGCUUUCUGCUAAUGGCCCCCAGCAAGCUACCACUGUCAUUGGUUCCAUAGGCUACCUUGAUCCAGCAUACUGUGAGAGUGGAAUUCUAACCCCAAAGAGCGAUGUUUACAGCUUUGGAGUGGUUUUGCUGGAAAUUAUCACAAGGAAUAAAGCAGUGGAUGGCACCGUUACCCUUGCUCAAAGUUUUAAUGAGGCUCUUACAAAAGGGGAGGAUGUGCAGCACAUGUUUGAUGAGGAAAUCAGUGUUGCAGAAAACAAGAAGUUUCUUCGACGCAUUGGACAGUUAGCAGCUAAAUGCUUGCAGAGGGACGUCAAAACGCGUCCUGAAAUGGUUGAAGUUGCUAAUAGUCUAAGGAUGAUCAGGAAAGCUAUGCAGAGAGACCAGGAUGAGGAUGUACUGUUAGCAGCAUACCAAUUUGGAGAUCUAAAAAUUUUCAAUGAAACUGAAAUGAAGGAAAUGACAAAAAACUACAGCAUGGCCUUUAGGAAAUCGAUGUGUGAAUGUCUCUACAAUGGAGUCAUCGGCAUGAAUCGUCCAAUUAUAGUAAGACUACUUGAGACAAGUUCAGAAACUGGCAGAGAGAUAUUUCUGAACACUAUGAGCAUAUUGAGUCAAAAGAACCACAAAAAUGUUGUGAAUAUUGUUGGCUUCCACAUAGGGAAGUCCAGUUUAGAGUGUGUAUAUGAGUCUUGCUGUGAUCUAUCCAAGACAAUGCUUGGCUCUAUAUCACUAUCUAACAGAAACCUUUAUGACACUAUCUGUUCCAUGAAAAAACUUCAUCUUCAACAACGCCUGUCAAUAGCAGUCCAGUGUGCAGAGGGUCUGGUUCAUAUCCAUUCAUUAGCAGCUGAAAGUCCUGAAUCAUGUGGCACCAGCCUCUUAGGAAACUUCAGAUCUGCCAACAUAUUUUUGGACGAGAACUUUGUACCAAAAAUCUUCAAUGUGAACUUGUCAACAUUUCUUGGACUUUCAGGUGCACAAAAACAUACAGUGUUUUCAAUUCAUUACAAUGGACCAGAAAAGUAUUAUUCAGACCCAAGGGAUGUUUCUGGUCAACUUCUUAACAAAAAAUCUGAUGUAUAUAGCUUUGGAGUUGUUCUUUUAGAGCUCAUCACUUGGAAGACUGUGAGAUACAUGUACAAUCUUAGGGCUCGUGUGCUUACCACAGACUUCCUUGAUUCUUAUAGGAGAGACCGUGAUGCAAUUGGGAUGUUCGGCAAGGUUUGUGAUGAACAUGAAGGGUACUUUGUUCAUGAGGCCCUUUCCAUUGCCAUCGAUUGCUUACAACUUGAUAUUCAAAUGAGGCCAGAAAUGGAACAUGUACUUUUCCGUCUCCGGAUCAUUGUUGCUAGAAGCAAACUUGCUGCUGGUAGUAACAAUAAACCUAGCCAACAUAUUGGUCGGGCCCUUGUUAACAACAUUGAUAAACUUCACCCAACUCUCAUAUCAACCAUUUCCAUGGAGGAACUGAAUGAAGCAACCGGGAACUUCAGUAAUGAUGUUCUUAUAGGACAGGGACCAUACGCCGAAUGUUUCCUGGGAGUUCUUAAAGAUGGGCAGAAUCUUGCUGUAAAAAGGCUACGUACUUCUGAAGAAAUUCAAGUAGAGGUUCCGACCAUUUUAAGAAUGUGUUACCAUGACAAUGUUGUGCAAUUUCUAGGAUGUUUUCUUGAAGGGGGAACUCGUGUUCUUGCUUAUGAGUACGCCCCAAGGGGCUCCUUGCAUGAUAUUCUUCAUGGUAAAAUGGGCAUCAAGGGAGCCCGACCAGGGCCACCUCUAUCGUGGUUGCAGCGUGUGAAGAUUGCCGUAAGUGCUGCAAAAGGCAUCGAGUUCCUCCAUGAGAAGGUUGAUCCUCGUAUCAUCCACAACAACAUCAAGUCCAGUAACAUACUUCUCUUUGACAACGAUGUUGCAAAAAUAGGUGACAUUGGUGUUUCAAUACAUGAUGCCCAUCGCCGGGUUCAUAAUUGGGCCGAGUACUAUUCUGUCAGGGAACAUCUAGCACCUGAGUUCGCAUUCAGAAGAAGGUAUAGCACAAAGAGCGAUGUCUACAGCUUCGGGCUUGUACUGUUGGAGCUUUUAACUGGCCGCUCAGUUUUUCAUGUUGCGACACAAUGUGGCCCGAGGAGCGCAGUUAGAUGGGCUAAACCAAUGCUUAGUCAAGACAAGGUGGAACAGUGCAUAGAUCCAAGGCUUGGAGGAGGGUACCUACUAAACGAUGUCAGAAAGAUGGCUUCUGUUGCUGCACUGUGUUUACAAGACGAGCCAGAGUUCCGGCCUGAAAUGAGCAUCGUCGUCGAGGCUCUGAGCCUGUUACUGAACAGCAAGUGAACAAGUAACCGUCCCUGCAUUGGUGAAGCACGUGGAAUGUGAUUUCCUUGCAUGUCAUUGCGAGCUCAAGAUCACGGGUUUCGUGAAGGCGAUUGGCCCCCAACAGAAAGUUAUGAUUACUGCAUUCAUCUAGGCUUGGAACUUGUGCUUUCUUUGUCUGUGCACAUGUAAUACUCAAAAUUCUAAAUAAAGAAUAUAGAGAGAUCUUCUCAUUUUA
Molecule: messenger RNA, 3480 nt
Organism: Zea mays
Lineage: Eukaryota; Viridiplantae; Streptophyta; Magnoliopsida; Poales; Poaceae
Product: PTI1-like tyrosine-protein kinase 3
Exons: 9
Coding region: 363-3263 (966 amino acids)
Biological process (GO): cell surface receptor signaling pathway; protein phosphorylation
Cellular component (GO): plasma membrane
Molecular function (GO): protein serine/threonine kinase activity; ATP binding
Source: RefSeq, a predicted model, not a curated record